Messenger RNA from Oncorhynchus masou masou (cherry salmon), 2822 nucleotides. It is a transcript of the gene ptprjb.2, whose product is annotated as zic family member 2 (odd-paired homolog, Drosophila), a. Gene Ontology annotation, cellular component: nucleus. Gene Ontology annotation, molecular function: DNA-binding transcription factor activity, RNA polymerase II-specific; RNA polymerase II cis-regulatory region sequence-specific DNA binding. The transcript has 3 exons. The record is from RefSeq and is a predicted model, not a curated record. Lineage: Eukaryota; Metazoa; Chordata; Actinopteri; Salmoniformes; Salmonidae. Gene Ontology annotation, biological process: regulation of transcription by RNA polymerase II. The coding region runs from base 657 to 1991 and encodes 444 amino acids.
ACUCGUUCUCGCUCCCUCUCUCAUUGUACCCUUCCCCCUAAAAGCCGCUCCUAACAAGUAGGCGGUAAUUAUUAGUGAAAAUGGCGAUCAGCUAUUAGUCGUCAAAGCGGUACCUGCUAUUGGAGGGGCACUUGGGAUUGAUGAGACGAAGUGGCCAAUGAGACUGCUUGGAAUGAAUGACCGGGCUUCAGUUAAAGGGGGCGUAAGAGGAGCUAGUGCCAGUCCACGGUGAAAGAGGGACCCUCCGCGAUAAACACAGACAAGCGAAAGAAAUAAACACACCAAUCCGAACAACAAUCCGAGAUGCUGCAACAACCCGCACUCUCUCCGUGCGAGGACACCUAGUAAGAUAAUUAUUCAAUUCUUCCUGUGUGUUUAAACGCAAUCAGCAUUCACAGUUUCCAGAGGAAAAACGCAAAGGAAUCUCUUCGUUUCAUGGGGAUUUUUAGUAACAACUUAACUACCAGUGAAUAUAGACGUGUUUGUGUAGUUUUUUCCCCUACGAGCGGAUCAUCGCUUUGAACUUUACCUGAUAUGGUGUUUCCAUGCAAUGAAGUUGUGAAUAACCCUAACCGAAUAUAAUAUUGAAUUGUACUUUCCCCCCCCAAAAUUGUUUGUACACAAGCUGAUUCGAACGAAAUUCGCUUUGAGAGACCAUGUUACUGGACGCAGGUCACCAGUUCCCCGGACUGGGAGUUGGCACGUUUGCCAGGCAUCACACAGCGAGCGAGAUGCAGGAGAGAGACUUGAGUUUAGCACAAAAUAGCUUCGUCGACUCGGCACACAUGGGUGCGUUUAAACUGAACCAUGAUCUUUCUCCGGGACAGAGCUCAGCCUUCACCUCUCAAGCGCCCGGCUACCCCACAGCAGCAUUGGGUGCACACGCCGCCCAUGUCACCUCGUACGCGAGUUCCCCAUUCAACUCCACCAGGGACUUUCUUUUUCGCAGCCGCGGCUUCGGAGAAUCCUCUCCCGCGAGCAGUCAGCAUGCUAUUUUCGGCCCCACUACCGGGUCUCUCCAUCAUUCCCACACAGACAGUCAAGGCCACAUUCUGUUCCCCGGGAUUCACGACCAGCAUGGGUCCCACGGAUCCCCGAAUGUGCUCAACGGGCAAAUGCGUAUUGGACUACCAGGUGAGGUUUUCGGGCGUUCCGACCAGUACCACCAGGUCUCCAGCCCAAGGACCGACCCUUAUUCGGCCGCCCAGCUCCAUAACCAGUACAGCAGCAUGAAUAUGAACAUGGGUAUGCACAUGGGAGCUCACCAGCACCACCCUGGUGCCUUUUUCCGCUACAUGCGGCAGCAGUGCAUCAAACAGGAGCUCAUCUGCAAAUGGAUCGACCAGGAGCAGCUAAGCAACCCCAAGAAGAGUUGCAACAAAACUUUCAGCACAAUGCAUGAGCUGGUCACGCACGUCUCCGUGGAGCACGUCGGAGGACCGGAGCAGAGCAACCACAUUUGCUUUUGGGAAGAGUGCCCCCGCGAGAGCAAACCGUUUAAGGCAAAAUACAAACUGGUGAAUCACAUUCGGGUCCACACGGGAGAGAAACCCUUCCCCUGCCCCUUCCCUGGAUGCGGCAAGGUCUUCGCACGGUCGGAAAACUUGAAGAUUCACAAGCGCACACAUACAGGAGAGAAACCAUUCCAGUGUGAGUUUGAAGGCUGCGACAGGCGGUUUGCCAACAGCAGCGACCGAAAGAAGCACAUGCACGUUCACACAUCAGACAAACCAUAUCUUUGCAAGAUGUGUGACAAGUCCUACACACAUCCCAGCUCUCUACGAAAACACAUGAAGGUCCACGAAGCGGCACCCCCUCCAGCGUCCGACUCCUCGCCUGCAGCCAGUUCUGGUUAUGAAUCGUCCACUCCACCCGGUCUCGUCUCCCCUAACACCGAGACCCAAAGCAACAAUAAUCUGUCCCCCGCAGUCCACAACAACCACAAUGGUCACAGCAGCCUAUCGUCCAAUUUCAGUGAAUGGUAUGUUUAGGACUGAACCGAAAAGCGAAUACAAGACCAUUGCUCAGAACCCCUACCAGCGCAGGAGAUUCGGACACUUGUGCACCGAGGAGAGCACGAAUAACCUACUAUGAACGCUUCAAAAUCAUAAAAAGCGAUUCAAAACCACCAGGGAAGAAAUCUCACUUACCAACAGAAGAAAAUAUGUGAUAUGUUUAAGCUGUAUUCAAUAUAUUUGUAAAUAUUACACGCCCUCUUUCCCAUUGGUUGUGAUAGAUUUGGUCAGUCUGUGGUGUAUAGAUGUUCCUUCAAUGGUAGCUAUUUCUCUAACUGGACUUUUAGUGCACAUUUUACGAUUCAAGUUGUAUUAUGAUGUUAAAUAUUGUGAUCCUAAGGCAAAUUGAUUGUAACUAUACUAAACAUCUAUAAACUGGAAAGAGUGCCAAAGUCAACACUUAACUCAAACAGACCACAAUAUUUUGCUUGUGAAUGUAUAUUUAGUUUGCUGGGCUUAACUUGUGAUGUUUUGUGUUUUGGAAGUUUUGAAUUGUGAAAUGCUAUCUGGAAGAUUGUGAGGAAAAUAAACGUUGUGCCGUUGGAUUUUCUGUACCCCCUUCCUUUUGUAAAUAUCGACUGCCUUAUUUAUCCGUUUGUAAUUAAAUUAUGGUAUUUACUUGCUACAGAUGAAACAAUAUUUAUAAAGAAUGUUUCUUUACUAUAAAUAUGUACAAUUAUGAGCUAAACACGGGCAGUUGUUUUGUUAUGUGUUUUUGUUCAAAGUUAAAGAGGUGUUUUCUUCAUUAUUGUGAUAAGAAUUUUACUGCAUACAAAUAUAAUAAAAAGUGUUGCAAGCGUUAAAAAA